AGACAUUGCAGACAGUGUGUGGGCUGUUUUGUGUCUUUUCUGGGCCUUGAAAGGAUCUUUCUCCUCCUCACCCCUUUCACUAUUAAACCCAGAAAAAAACAUCUCCUUCUUCUGUUCAUCAAUCAUUCUCUUCUCGAUUUGCGAUCUAAUUCAUAAUCCAAUUCUUAUUCAUCACCAUGGCUCUCUCAACUCCUCUUUCUCAGAUGUCUGUUACACUUCCUAUUGGGAUUGAUGGGUCAAGCCGAUCUAUGAUCAAGGUGCAAAGUGUAAGCUUCACUGACAAGUCAUGGAGUCCUCUUUUGAGAUUAGAUUCAUCAGUAUCUAGGAAACUGAGUUUGAAGAAACGGUCCACAGUAUGUAUGUCACUUCAGCAGCAAGCAAGCAGAUCCAAAGUCUCGGUUACUCCUAUAGAGCUUGAAGAUCCCAAAGAGGUUCCGUUGAACUUGUACAGGCCUAAGGAGCCUUACACUGCAACGAUUGUUUCGGUUGAGAGAAUUGUUGGUCCACAAGCACCUGGUGAGACUUGCCACAUUGUGAUUGAUCAUGAUGGGAAGGUUCCUUAUUGGGAAGGACAGAGCUAUGGUGUGAUCCCUCCUGGUGAGAAUCCUAAGAAACCUGGUGCUCCUCACAAUGUUCGUCUUUAUUCUAUUGCGUCAACAAGAUAUGGUGAUUCUUUUGAUGGCAAGACUGCUAGUUUAUGUGUUCGCCGAGCUCAGUACUAUGAUCCAGAGACAGGAAAAGAAGAUCCUUCUAAAGCUGGUGUAUGCAGCAACUUCUUGUGCAAUUCUAAGCCUGGAGAUAAGGUCCAAAUCACAGGUCCAUCAGGAAAGGUAAUGCUUUUACCUGAAGAAGAUCCGAAAGCUACACACAUCAUGAUUGCUACUGGAACUGGAGUUGCUCCAUUCAGAGGGUACUUGCGUCGUAUGUUCAUGGAGAAUGUUCCUAUGAAGUUUGAUGGACUCGCGUGGCUCUUCCUCGGUGUAGCUAACACAGACAGUCUUCUCUACGAUGAAGAGUUCUCAAGCUACCUCAAGGACUAUCCAGAGAAUUUCAGGUAUGAUAAAGCGUUGAGCAGAGAAGAGAAGAACAAGAAAGGAGGGAAGAUGUAUGUGCAGGACAAGAUUGAGGAGUAUAGUGAUGA
This is a messenger RNA of Eruca vesicaria subsp. sativa (arugula), 1141 nucleotides long. Lineage: Eukaryota; Viridiplantae; Streptophyta; Magnoliopsida; Brassicales; Brassicaceae. The record is from the annotation of a GenBank genome assembly.